AGAAGCGAGGUUGACUGGGGAGGAGGGGGGGGUGGGGGAGGAAGAGGAAGGAGGGGACGUCGCUCGGCUGCCGGGGUCGCCCGCUGGCUUCGUCCGCACCCCCCCCUUCGCGAGUUCGCGCUCCACGGCGGCGGCGGCGGCGGCGGCUCCGAGGAGGCGGCGGCGGCGGCGGCGACUCCGGGGCUCGCCUCCCCUUACGCGCCAGCGGGGGCCGAGGGGGGGAGUCGGUGGCUUGGAGAUAAACAAGGCGGCGGCAGCGGCGGCGGCGGCUAAGGAACAGGGGGAAGGCGGAGGCGGCGGCCGGCCCGCAGCGCCAGCCCGGGAGGCAGUGGCGGCGGCCCUGAGAGGCGGGGAGGGCGCCGGGCCGCGCGGACAGCGCCCCCCGCCGCCGCCGCCGGAGCCGCCGCAGCAGCAGCAGCCGUCGCCGUCGCCGCCCGAGCAGGAAGGAGCCGCGCGGCCCACCGCGGACCUCCCCCGGCCCCGGCCCCGGCCCGCUGUCCCCGGCGCGGCGUCGCCGUCGCCGCCGCGGCGCCUCCCGCCCGCCAGCCGCCGGCGGCCCUCGCGCCCUCCUCCGGCGGCGGCAGCGGCAGCGGCACGGCCGCCCCGCGCUCCCCGGCGAGGCGCCGCCGCCGCCGCCGCCGCCCGGCCCGGCCUCGCCUCGGACGCCUCGCUCCGACAUGCCCCGCUUUGGCGGCCGGGCUCGCGGAGGAUCAUGACUGCGGCAGCGAACUGGGUGGCGAACGGGGCGAGCCUGGAGGAUUGUCACUCCAACCUCUUCUCGCUGGCUGAACUCACAGGAAUCAAAUGGCGUAGGUACAAUUUUGGAGGGCAUGGGGACUGUGGACCCAUAAUUUCAGCCCCAGCCCAAGAUGAUCCAAUCCUGUUAAGCUUCAUCCGCUGUCUGCAAGCCAACCUGCUGUGUGUAUGGCGUCGUGAUGUCAAACCAGAUUGCAAAGAAUUAUGGAUAUUUUGGUGGGGAGACGAACCCAACCUAGUGGGCGUAAUACAUCAUGAACUGCAGGUUGUGGAAGAAGGACUGUGGGAAAAUGGCCUUUCCUAUGAAUGUAGGACGCUGCUCUUCAAAGCGAUCCACAAUCUGUUAGAAAGGUGCCUAAUGGAUAAGAACUUCGUUAGGAUUGGGAAAUGGUUUGUUCGACCCUAUGAAAAGGAUGAAAAGCCAGUCAACAAAAGUGAGCAUUUGUCCUGUGCGUUCACGUUCUUUCUUCAUGGAGAAAGCAAUGUGUGCACAAGUGUGGAGAUUGCCCAGCACCAGCCAAUUUAUUUGAUCAACGAGGAGCACAUACACAUGGCUCAGUCUUCACCUGCACCAUUUCAAGUACUGGUAAGUCCUUAUGGCUUAAAUGGCACGCUAACUGGCCAAGCAUACAAGAUGUCAGAUCCAGCCACCCGCAAGUUAAUCGAAGAAUGGCAGUAUUUCUACCCGAUGGUGCUAAAAAAGAAAGAGGAGUUGAAAGAGGAAGAGGACUUGGGAUACGAUGAUGAUUUCCCUGUGGCAGUUGAAGUAAUUGUGGGAGGUGUUCGGAUGGUCUACCCUUCAGCUUUUGUUUUGAUCUCUCAGAAUGACAUCCCAGUCCCUCAGAGUGUUGCCAGUUCUGGAGGCCAUAUUACAGUUGGGCAACAGGGGCUUGGUAGUACGAAGGACCCAAGUAACUGUGGAAUGCCUUUGACUCCUCCCACCUCUCCAGAGCAGGCUGUCAUAGGUGAAAGUGGAGGUAUGCAGAGUACCGCCAGUCACUUAAGUUCCCAAGAUGGGGGGAUGGUACCUACGCACAGUCCAAAGAGGUCGGGGAGGAUUCCUCCAAAGCUUCACAAUCACAUGGUCCAUCGAGUCUGGAAAGAAUGCAUCCUUAACAGAGCCCAGUCCAAGAGGAGCCAAAUGUCAACUCCAACACUUGAAGAAGAGCCUGCUAACAAUCCUCCUACUUGGGAUUUUGUGGAUCCAACCCAAAGAGUCAGCUGUUCUUGUUCCAGGCAUAAAUUUUUAAAACGUGCAGUAGGACCCAGUCGACCUCCCACAAUAUCUCAGCCAGGGUUCACUGUAGGACCAUCAUCAUCUUCAUCUUUACCGCCUCCUGCUUCUUCUAAGCACAAAACCACAGAAAGACAAGAAAAAGGAGACAAGUUGCAAAAGAGACCCUUGAUACCAUUUCACCAUAGGCCCUCUGUGGCUGAAGAGUUAUGCAUGGAACAAGACACACCAGGACAGAAGCUGGGGUUGGCAGGAAUAGACUCCUCCUUAGAGGUGUCUAGCAGUCGAAAGUAUGAUAAGCAAAUGGCCGUGCCUUCCAGAAAUACAAGCAAGCAAAUGAAUCUGAAUCCUAUGGAUUCACCUCAUUCCCCCAUUUCCCCUCUGCCACCAACACUCAGCCCUCAGCCACGAGGUCAGGAAACAGAGAGUUUGGACCCCCCUUCUGUCCCUGUGAAUCCUUCCCUCUAUGGAAAUGGGCUAGAACUUCAGCAGUUGUCCACUCUAGAUGACAGAACUGUCCUCGUAGGCCAAAGACUGCCUCUGAUGGCAGAGGUCAGUGAGACAGCCUUAUACAGCGGAAUUAGGCCCUCAAACCUGGAGUCAUCAGAAAAGUGGUGGCAUAGUUUUCGUCUCCCGCCCAGUGAUGAUGCUGAGUUCAGGCCUCCAGAGCUCCAGGGUGAGAGAAGUGAUGCCAGAACGGAGGUGAACUCAGAGAGCACGGCACUGCAGAGACUCUUAGCACAACCUAACAAACGGUUUAAGAUCUGGCAACACAAGCAGCCCCAGAUGCAGCCGCUCCAUUUCCUUGACCCACUGCCUCUGUCACAGCAACCUGGAGACAGUCUGGGAGAAGCCAAUGACCCUUACACCUUUGAGGACGGUGACAUCAAAUACAUCUUCACAGCAAAUAAGAAAUGCAAACAAGGGGCAGAGAAGGACUCCCUGAAAAAGAAUAAGUCAGAGGAUGGAUUUGGUACCAAGGAUGUCACUACACCAGGUCAUUCCACGCCGGUGCCUGAUGGGAAAAAUGCCAUGUCUAUUUUCAGUUCUGCUACUAAAACAGAUGUCCGGCAGGAUAAUGCUGCUGGCAGAGCUGGCUCCAGUAGCCUUACACAGGUGACAGAUUUGGCACCUUCCCUGCAUGACUUAGACAACAUCUUUGAUAAUUCUGAUGACGAUGAACUUGGGGCUGUAUCCCCUGCACUGCGCUCAUCGAAAAUGCCUGCAGUUGGGACUGAAGAACGACCUCUUGGGAAGGAUGGAAGAGCGGCCGUUCCUUACCCACCAACAGUUGCAGACUUGCAAAGGAUGUUCCCCACCCCUCCAUCUUUGGAACAGCAUCCUGCAUUUUCGCCUGUGAUGAACUACAAGGAUGGAAUAAAUUCGGAGACAGUGACAGCAUUAGGCAUGAUGGAGAGUCCUAUGGUUAGUAUGGUUUCCACACACCUCACAGAAUUCAAAAUGGAAGUGGAAGAUGGAUUAGGAAGUCCCAAGCCAGAGGAGAUAAAGGACUUUUCAUAUGUGCACAAAGUCCCAGCCUUCCAGUCUUUUGUGGGAUCCUCCAUGUUUGCUCCACUGAAGAUGCUGCCGAGCCAUUGCCUGCUGCCUCUGAAGAUGCCUGACGCCUGUCUCUUCCGGCCUUCGUGGGCAAUUCCUCCCAAAAUCGAACAACUGCCCAUGCCCCCUGCAGCCACUUUUAUUAGAGAUGGCUACAAUAAUGUGCCUAGUGUCGGGAGCCUAGCAGAUCCAGACUAUCUGAACACACCACAGAUGAACACGCCGGUGACAUUGAAUAGCGCUGCCCCAGCCAGCAACAGUGGGGCAGGAGUCCUCCCAUCUCCAGCUACCCCUCGCUUCUCUGUCCCCACACCACGAACCCCUAGGACCCCAAGAACUCCCAGAGGUGGGGGCACUGCCAGUGGUCAAGGGUCUGUUAAAUACGACAGCACUGAUCAGGGGUCCCCAGCCUCUACCCCCUCUACCACACGGCCCCUUAAUUCUGUGGAACCUGCCACCAUGCAGCCAAUUCCUGAGGCCCACAGUCUCUAUGUCACCCUGAUUCUGUCAGAUUCUGUGAUGAAUGUCUUUAAGGACAGAAACUUUGACAGCUGUUGCAUCUGUGCCUGUAACAUGAACAUCAAAGGAGCAGAUGUCGGGCUUUACAUCCCUGACUCUUCCAAUGAGGACCAGUACCGCUGUACCUGUGGCUUCAGCGCAAUCAUGAACCGCAAACUUGGCUAUAAUUCAGGACUCUUCCUUGAAGAUGAAUUGGAUAUUUUUGGGAAGAAUUCUGACAUUGGUCAGGCUGCAGAGAGGCGCUUAAUGAUGUGUCAGUCCACCUUUCUUCCUCAGACGGAGGGAGCCCGGAAGUCCCCGGAGCCACCCAUAAGCCUUCUCCUUCUCCUCCAGAAUCAGCAUACACAACCUUUUGCUUCUUUGACGUUCCUGGACUACAUUUCCUCUAACAGUCGCCACACUCUUCCCUGUGUGAGCUGGAGCUAUGACCGGGUGCAGGCGGAUAACAAUGAUUACUGGACAGAGUGCUUCAAUGCACUGGAGCAGGGACGGCAGUAUGUGGACAACCCCACAGGCGGAAAGGUGGACGAAGCCUUGGUGAGAAGUGCCACUGUUCAUUCGUGGCCUCACAGCAACGUUCUGGACAUCAGCAUGCUGUCCUCCCAGGAUGUGGUGCGUAUGCUGCUGUCCCUGCAGCCCUUUCUCCAAGAUGCCAUCCAGAAGAAGCGCACAGGCAGGACCUGGGAGAACAUCCAGCAUGUGCAGGGGCCCCUAACCUGGCAGCAGUUCCACAAGAUGGCAGGACGUGGAACCUAUGGUUCAGAAGAAUCUCCUGAGCCGUUGCCCAUCCCCACUCUGCUGGUAGGCUAUGACAAGGACUUCCUGACCAUCUCACCAUUCUCCUUGCCCUUUUGGGAGAGGCUACUGUUGGACCCAUAUGGGGGCCACCGUGAUGUUGCCUAUAUUGUGGUGUGUCCAGAAAAUGAGGCCUUGCUCGAAGGAGCCAAAACUUUCUUCAGGGACUUGAGUGCUGUAUAUGAGAUGUGUAGGCUUGGGCAGCACAAGCCCAUCUGCAAAGUGCUACGCGACGGAAUCAUGCACGUGGGGAAGACCGCGGCCCAGAGACUGGCAGACGAGCUUGUGAGCGAGUGGCUGAACCAGCCCUGGAGCAGUGAGGAGAGUGACAAUCAUUCCAGACUCAAACUUUAUGCGCAAGUUUGCCGCCAUCACCUAGCACCUUACUUAGCUACUCUGCAGCUCGACGGCAGCCUGCUGACGCCACCUAAGUUCCAGAGCCCGCCAGCAGCACAGGGACAAGCAGUGCCUGGUGCUGGGCCUUUACCUUCAACUCCAGGCUCAGCAGCUCCCCCAGCUGGCAGUGCAUUUAAUCCUACCCCUCACAGCGGUUCUACAAACCCUGGAGCAAGUAGCUCCUCGGCUGGCUCCUCUGCGCCAUCCGGCUCAUCGGCUGCCUCUGCUCCCGGGAUUAACCAGAUAAGCACUGCCUCCUCUUCAGGUUUCAGUGCUGGUGUGGUAGGGCAGAACCCCAGCACUGGGGGCAGUUCCACGGAUAGAACACAAGGGAACAUCACCUGUGGCGGAGACCCUGAGUCUGGGCAGAGCUCCACCCAGUCCUCACAGGAUGGACAAGACAGUGUUACAGAAAGGGAGAGAAUAGGGAUUCCCACGGAGCCCGACUCUGCAGACAGCCAAGCCUACCCUCCAGCCGUUGUCAUUUACAUGGUGGACCCAUUUACCUACACUGCAGAGGAGGACUCCACUGCCGGAAACUUCUGGCUGCUGAGCUUGAUGCGCUGUUACACAGAGAUGCUGGACAAUUUACCUGAGCACAUGCGACGCGCUCUCAUUCUCCAGAUCGUGCCUUGCCAGUACAUGCUGCAGACAACGAAGGAUGAGCAAGUUUUCUACGUUCAGUACUUGAAGUCCAUGGCAUUCUCAGUGUACUGCCAGUGCCGGCGACCUCUGCCAACACAGAUCCACAUUAAAUCCCUCACGGGAUUUGGGCCUGCAGCCAGCAUUGAGAUGACCCUCAAGAACCCAGAGAGGCCCAGCCCAAUCCAGGUUUACUCCCCUCCCUUUAUUUUGGCCCCAAUCAAAGACAAGCAGACCGAGCUGGGAGAGACCUUUGGUGAGGCGAGCCAGAAGUACAAUGUGCUCUUUGUGGGCUAUUGCCUGUCUCAUGACCAGCGCUGGCUCUUGGCUUCCUGCACUGACCUCCAUGGGGAGUUAUUAGAGACCUGCGUUGUAAAUAUUGCUUUACCAAACAGGUCACGGAAGAGUAAGGUAUCUGCACGUAAGAUUGGCCUACAAAAACUGUGGGAAUGGUGCAUAGGGAUUGUCCAAAUGACGUCUCUACCCUGGAGAGUUGUAAUUGGGCGUCUUGGGCGUCUUGGCCACGGGGAGCUUAAAGAUUGGAGUAUCCUCCUUGGAGAAUGUUCACUACAGACAAUCAGCAAACAGCUCAAGGAUGUGUGCCGGAUGUGUGGAAUCUCUGCCGCAGACUCUCCUUCUAUCCUUAGUGCCUGUCUGGUUGCCAUGGAGCCCCAGGGGUCCUUUGUAGUGAUGCCAGAUGCUGUCACAAUGGGCUCUGUUUUUGGCCGCAGUACUGCACUGAACAUGCAGUCAUCUCAGCUGAACACCCCUCAAGAUGCUUCUUGCACACACAUCUUGGUGUUCCCAACCUCGUCAACCAUUCAAGUGGCUCCAGCCAACUAUCCCAACGAAGACGGAUUCAGCCCCAACAAUGAUGAUAUGUUUGUUGACCUCCCAUUCCCAGAUGAUAUGGACAAUGACAUUGGCAUAUUAAUGACUGGGAACCUCCACUCCUCUCCCAACUCCUCCCCAGUUCCCUCCCCAGGCUCUCCUGGAAUUGGUGUGGGCUCGCACUUCCAGCACAGUCGGAGCCAGGGCGAGCGCCUCCUCUCGAGAGAAGCUCCAGAGGAGCUCAAGCAGCAGCCUCUGGCCCUUGGGUACUUUGUGUCGACUGCCAAAGCUGAGAAGCUCCCCCAGUGGUUUUGGUCAUCAUGUCCUCAGGCACAGAACCAGUGCCCUCUCUUCCUAAAGGCUUCACUCCAUCACCACAUCUCUGUAGCACAGACAGAUGAACUUCUGCCUGCCAGGAAUUCUCAGCGGGUCCCACACCCUCUGGACUCCAAGACCACAUCUGAUGUUUUAAGGUUUGUGUUGGAGCAGUACAACGCCCUGUCCUGGCUCACAUGCAAUCCGGCCACCCAGGACCGUACUUCCUGCCUCCCCGUCCACUUUGUGGUGCUCACUCAGUUGUACAAUGCCAUCAUGAAUAUACUCUGAUUGGAGAAGCAUUUGUUCUCUCUGGCUCAGUUCCUUCUGCAGCCUCGGUCCGAGGAACCUGCUGCCCUCUGCAAAUGCCCCGUCCUUUUCUUCAGACCACUCUCCACAGUCCUGCACUGUGACACCUUCUCAGCAGGCACAUGUCCAUUCUGCAGUGUUCAUUGCCACAGUGACUCCUUGACACUUCUCACGUGGACCUGGAAACUUCGAUAAGUAGUGACGUGCAGCCAGUGUGUGGUGUGUGCAGCUCCCAGCCCCAGGAAGUGGUGGCUGCUGGUGUGUUUUAAGAGGAAAACAGAAGAGACAGUAUCCUUUUGCACAAGAAUUUGUGUUCUCAGCCUCUGUUUAAAAUUGAGGGCAGCUCAGCCCUUUGGAUGAAAUCCUCUAGCUACUGGUGUAUGGCCUGUGGGUUACCUGAACUCCAAAACCUGGGACUUCUGAAGCUGAGAACCAGCUAAUGGACGUGAUUUAAUAGUGGGGUUUCCAUCUUGCUGUGCACCCAUCACAGUUGGCAAGAGAGCAUGUGCAUACAGAAGGUCUGGAGACAGCUUCAUUUUGUUUAUUUAUUUUAAGUUGUUUUGUCAUGGCUUUUGUGACUUUCUUUUAAUUCUGUAAUUCUUGAGGACCAGGUACAGUAGCUGAAACCCAACUCAGAUCAAUCAUAGGAUUCUUGACUACAUACCUCUGUCCUAGAAGCGGGAAAAGGAGUGAAAACAAGUAAAAAGUAAUAUAUUUUCAAAAGCACCCAGUGUAGGUUUUAUUCAGAACACACUGGGUCUUAAAGUUCUGCUGUGCUAAGUGGCCAGCACUUAGCAUGACCCCGAAAGCAGUCAAGCUGAACCCAGAGCUGUGGAGGCAAGUACUUCAGUCAGUUUUCUAUACAGUCAUGUGGAAAAUACUUUUCUAGAGAAUUCUCAUUGAAAGCCAGGUCUCUUCUCUCAUUAGAUCAAAAGGACUCAUGUACAUACCACAGUCAAAAGUGUUUGCUCAUAAAAUCAGUUAUAAAAAUGGUGAAUUUUUUCUGGGCCAUAGGAAUAAUAUUUCAAAGAAAUAUUGCAACUUAACCAUUUAAAUUAGUACUUGAAGUUGACCUUCAUGGUGGGACUUUUUUUUAAAUGCCUUUUUAAAGCAUUAAUGGCUAAUUGAAGUAUUUUAUGACUCCUCACUCCAGGCCCGAGGGUUGUCUUUGAGACCCUGUUUGUAACCUUGUGUCUUGUGUCGCUGUGUUUCUGUCUGAGGACAGUGGGCAUGGACUGGCCUCCUGCAGCUGCCCGACCAGGCCGAGCCAUGAGCUCCUUCAGCUGUGGAGGAGAGAAUCAUGCAAAUUUUAAAAGUUCUUCCAAGAGACUUUGAUGUCCUGGUUAUUAACAAAAAGAGGAAAAUGUAAUAAUUGAUAGGAUUUUGUAAAAGUAUUUUUCUUGAAAUAAUCUAACGUUUAAAACAUUAUAUUAAAGCGUGUGGUGGGAAGGUGAAAGCAGAGAGGUCAGUGUGAUGGGUGACUUUGCUCUCUGUUCCACCAACCGAAGGGGGAGGGGCUGACUUUCGCAAUGUAUAGAUGAAAAUCUGAUAUAUCAAAACCAUUUGUAUCUAACGUGUACAGUGUAAAAUUGACUUUAAAAAUAUUGCAGUUGCUAUUUUUUCUUAAUCAGAAAGGAAAAUUCUCAAGGCCUUUUGAAGAGCAUAAGAUGAAGAUUGUAAACUUGUAUAAAAUUACCUUGGUGAGAAGACAUUGUAAAGUAGAUAUUUGUAAUCUUUUACCACUUUGGGGUUGCUUUUUUUCCCAGAAUCCAUCAGAACUUUGAAUUUUUUUUAAAUGGGCUGUUUUUAUGCCGGGGCUUUUCUUCCCUAGAUUCCCAAUUCUAAGCAGAAAAAGAGAAACAAAACAACAAACAAACAAACAAAAAAAACCAAAAAACCCUACAAAAAAUUUUUUAAAAAAAAGGCAGCAAAGGGUAGUUUUCAUCUGGUGUCUUUUAUUUAAGUUUUUUAAGUUAAGAAAAGCUGGUGACAUAUUUAUACGUUUUUGUGCAAAAAUAAAUGAAUGGCAAUAGAUUUUAAAAAAUCUUAUGUACUUCUGUGUGAAAAGUCUGUAUAAUAUUUCCCUUAAAUAUGCAUUAUUUUACUUGUGAGUUUUUUACUGAAUUAAUCUGAAAUGUACAAGCCCUGGAUUUGCUACAGAGUGAGAGGUUAUUUUAUUUUUUUUUAUUUUUAAUUUUGGAAAUUCUGCAGAAAUCAGAACUCUUACAUGGUUUGAACUAAAAUGGGGAAGGGGGAGGGGAAAAGGGUGGGAUGGUCCAGCAUGCUUGUAUGUAUAUUUCAGAACCUUUUUUAAAUGUAAAAGCUGUACAUUUCUGGGAAGUUCUGAAUUUCUUUUGUUUCUUUUUUUCCUUCAAGCAUUUUGCAGUGAGCUUCUUUUAUAUAUAGCAAACAAUUUGAAAGAAUACAAAAUAUGUGAAAUUCAUUUAAAAAACCUACAGUAUAGCGCUGGUACAGUACACUAAAAGACUUUGAUAAAAAGAAACAAUAAUAAAAGCCUCAUUUUAAAUGUCAUUCAUAUACCUAGUGGAUGAGAGCUAUAUACUUUUACACACUUUUUUAGAGGAAUAAAUUAUUGAAUUACUGAAA
Messenger RNA from Castor canadensis (American beaver), 9961 nucleotides. It is a transcript of the gene Med13l, whose product is annotated as mediator complex subunit 13L. Gene Ontology annotation, cellular component: mediator complex. Gene Ontology annotation, biological process: regulation of transcription by RNA polymerase II. The record is from RefSeq and is a predicted model, not a curated record. Gene Ontology annotation, molecular function: transcription coregulator activity. Lineage: Eukaryota; Metazoa; Chordata; Mammalia; Rodentia; Castoridae.